GAGGCGCUGGUCAGGGCGCUAUUGGGCGGGGGUGCGCUGGAGAGUGCCCCGGCGUGUUGAGCUUAGUUCAGUGAAUCAGAACAAUGACAGUGCCUCCGGGCUCCCGUGAGCGCGUCUGAGGACUGUGAGCAGUAGCCGCUGGGAGAGCGGCGGGCGGCGCAGCCUCGGCCGCGCGGUGUCAACGUCGGGCUUAGGAGCCACUAGCACAGGAGCCAGCCCAGCUCCCGCAGCCCGCGCGGAGCCGUCGGGCUCCAGCGCUGCAGCGGCUACUCGGGAGCUGUGCAUUGUUGUGAACCGGAGCAGGGGCGCGGGGAUUACAAAGCCCGAAGCCCCCGGAGCCCCCUUUGAACCAUGUGGAUACCUACGGAGCACGAGAAAUACGGAGUGGUGAUUGCCGGCUUUCGAGGAACGAUCCCAUAUGGCCUAUCACUGGAAAUUGGUGAUACAGUUCAGAUCCUGGAGAAGUGUGAUGGCUGGUACAGAGGAUUUGCCUUAAAAAACCCAAAUAUCAAGGGUAUAUUUCCUUCCAGCUAUGUUCACUUAAAAAAUGCCUGUGUAAAGAACAAAGGGCAAUUUGAAAUGGUUAUUCCCACUGAAGACUCUGUUAUCACAGAAAUGACAUCAACCUUAAGAGAUUGGGGAACCAUGUGGAAGCAACUGUAUGUGAGAAAUGAAGGUGAUCUCUUCCAUCGGCUGUGGCACAUUAUGAAUGAAAUCUUGGAUCUGCGGCGGCAGGUGCUGGUGGGUCAUCUGACUCAUGACCGGAUGAAAGACGUAAAGCGCCACAUAACUGCCCGUCUCGACUGGGGCAAUGAACAACUGGGAUUGGACCUGGUACCUAGGAAAGAGUAUGCAAUGGUGGAUCCAGAGGAUAUCAGCAUUACUGAGCUCUACCGAUUGAUGGAGCAUCGACAUCGAAAGAAAGAUACCCCAGUCCAGGCCAGCAGUCACCAUCUCUUUGUGCAGAUGAAGAGCCUCAUGUGUUCCAAUCUAGGAGAAGAGCUGGAGGUCAUUUUUUCACUUUUUGACAGUAAAGAAAACCGGCCAAUCAGUGAGAGAUUUUUCUUGAGACUGAAUAGAAAUGGCCUUCCCAAAGCCCCAGAUAAACCAGAACGACAUUGUUCUCUUUUUGUGGAUUUGGGUAGCAGUGAACUAAGAAGGGACAUCUAUAUCACCGUGCACAUUAUCCGAAUUGGUCGAAUGGGAGCAGGAGAAAAAAAGAAUGCCUGUAAUGUCCAGUACCGACGGCCCUUUGGCUGUGCAGUUCUUAGCAUUGCAGACCUGCUGACAGGAGAAACAAAAGAUGACCUCAUCCUGAAAGUGUACAUGUGUAACACAGAGAGCGAGUGGUACCAAAUUCAUGAGAACAUCAUCAAAAAACUGAAUGCUCGUUACAAUUUGACCGGUUCCAAUGCAGGUUUAGCAGUUUCCCUACAACUAUUACACGGGGACAUUGAGCAAAUCAGAAGGGAAUAUUCCUCAGUAUUUUCUCAUGGAGUAUCCAUAACAAGAAAGUUGGGUUUUUCCAAUAUCAUUAUGCCUGGUGAAAUGAGAAACGAUUUAUACAUCACCGUGGAAAGGGGAGAAUUUGAGAAAGGAGGGAAGAGUGUUGCCAGAAAUGUGGAAGUUACAAUGUUCAUUGUAGAGAGUAGUGGCCAGGCCUUAAAGGAUUUUAUCUCCUUUGGCUCUGGAGAGCCACCAGCUAGUGAGUACCACUCCUUUGUGCUAUAUCAUAACAACAGUCCCAGGUGGUCUGAACUACUGAAACUUCCCAUUCCUGUGGAUAAGUUCAGAGGCGCCCACAUCCGUUUUGAGUUUCGACAUUGUUCUACAAAGGAAAAAGGAGAGAAGAAGUUAUUUGGCUUCUCUUUUGUCCCCUUGAUGCAGGAAGAUGGCAGGACUCUUCCAGAUGGCACUCAUGAACUCAUUGUACAUAAGUGUGAAGAAAACACAAAUCUUCUGGAUACUACCCGCUACCUCAAACUUCCUUUUUCCAAGGGUAUUCUCCUUGGAAAUAAUACUCAAGCCAUGAAGGCCACAAAGGAGUCUUUUUGGAUAACAUCUUUUCUCUGUUCCACAAAACUCACACAAAAUGGUGAUAUGCUUGAUCUUUUGAAAUGGAGGACCCACCCAGACAAGAUUACAGGCUGCCUCUCUAAACUUAAAGAAAUUGAUGGCUCAGAAAUUGUAAAGUUUCUGCAAGACACACUGGAUACCUUAUUUGGAAUUUUAGAUGAAAAUUCCCAAAAAUAUGGGUCUAAAGUGUUUGAUUCCUUGGUACACAUAAUAAAUUUGCUGCAAGAUAGCAAAUUCCAUCAUUUUAAACCUGUAAUGGACACUUACAUUGAGAGUCAUUUUGCUGGGGCACUUGCAUACAGAGAUCUCAUCAAAGUGCUUAAGUGGUAUGUGGACAGGAUAACAGAAGCAGAAAGGCAAGAGCACAUCCAGGAGGUGUUGAAGGCACAGGAAUAUAUUUUUAAGUAUAUAGUCCAGUCUCGAAGGCUAUUCUCCCUUGCCACUGGUGGACAAAAUGAAGAUGAAUUUCGCUGCUGUAUUCAGGAGCUCCUUAUGUCAGUCCGUUUCUUUCUCUCUCAAGAGAGCAAAGGGUCAGGAGCAUUAUCUCAAUCGCAGGCUGUGUUUCUGAGCUCCUUUCCAGCUGUGUACUCAGAGCUGUUGAAGCUCUUUGAUGUCCGGGAAGUGGCCAACUUGGUACAGGAUACUCUGGGUAGUCUGCCAACCAUCGUUCAUGUAGAUGACUCCUUGCAGGCUGUGAAGUUGCAGUGCAUUGGCAAAACUGUGGAAAGCCAGCUUUAUACCAAUCCAGAUUCCCGGUACAUUCUCCUGCCUGUUGUAUUACAUCAUCUCCACAUGCACUUACAAGAACAGAAAGACUUGAUCAUUUGUGCACGUAUCCUUAGCAACGUGUUUUGCCUCAUCAAGAAAAAUAGUUCAGAGAAAUCAGUUUUGGAAGAAAUAGAUGUGAUAGUGGCCAGUUUGCUGGAUAUUUUGCUGAGAACCAUAUUGGAGAUCACCAGUCGACCUCAGCCCUCCAGUUCCACAAUUCGACUCCAGUUUCAGGAUGUCACUGGGGAGUUUGUUGCUUGCCUUCUGUCCUUAUUACGACAAAUGACAGAUAGACAUUAUCAACAACUUCUUGACAGUUUCAGUACAAAGGAAGAUCUAAGGGAUUUCCUGCUGCAGAUAUUUACUGUGUUCCGAAUAUUGAUACGCCCAGAGAUGUUUCCAAAGGACUGGACUGUGAUGCGUUUGGUGGCAAACAAUGUUAUUAUUACAACAGUUCUAUACCUGUCAGAUGCACUUCGGAAGAACUUCUUAAAUGAAAACUUUGAUUAUAAAAUCUGGGAUUCCUACUUUUACCUUGCGGUCAUUUUUAUAAACCAGUUGUGUUUGCAAUUAGAGAUGUUCACAACAUCCAAAAAGAAGAAAGUGCUAGAAAAGUAUGGUGACAUGCGAGUAACAAUGGGUUGUGAAAUUUUCAGCAUGUGGCAAAACCUAGGAGAACAUAAGCUUCAUUUCAUCCCUGCCCUGAUUGGCCCCUUCCUGGAAGUGACCUUGAUACCCCAGCCAGAUCUACGAAAUGUCAUGAUCCCUAUUUUCCAUGAUAUGAUGGACUGGGAGCAGAGACGGAGCGGCAACUUCAAACAGGUAGAAGCAAAGCUAAUUGACAAACUGGAUAGCUUGAUGUCUGAAGGCAAAGGUGAUGAAACAUACCGUGAACUCUUCAACAGUAUAAUUCCACUAUUUGGUCCGUAUCCUAGUCUUCUAAAGAAAAUUGAGCGGGAAACAUGGAGGGAAAGUGGCGUUUCAUUAAUUGCUACUGUAACUCGUCUAAUGGAGAGGCUGUUAGACUACAGGGACUGCAUGAAAAUGGGAGAGGUAGAUGGCAAAAAGAUUGGCUGUACAGUUAGCCUUCUGAAUUUCUAUAAGACUGAACUGAACAAGGAAGAGAUGUAUAUACGCUAUAUCCACAAACUUUAUGAUCUGCAUCUCAAAGCACAAAAUUUCACAGAGGCUGCAUAUACUCUCCUUUUAUAUGAUGAGCUGCUGGAAUGGUCCGAUCGUCCUCUCCGGGAGUUCCUGACUUACCCCAUGCAAACAGAAUGGCAGCGCAAGGAGCAUCUGCACCUCGCCAUCAUCCAGAACUUUGACAGAGGCAAAUGUUGGGAGAAUGGCAUCAUCUUGUGCCGGAAGAUUGCAGAGCAGUAUGAGAGCUAUUAUGACUACAGAAACCUGAGCAAGAUGAGGAUGAUGGAAGCUUCUUUGUAUGAUAAAAUCAUGGACCAGCAACGCCUCGAGCCAGAAUUCUUCAGAGUUGGAUUUUAUGGGAAAAAAUUUCCAUUUUUCUUAAGGAAUAAGGAGUUCGUGUGUCGAGGGCAUGACUACGAGAGACUGGAGGCCUUCCAACAGAGAAUGCUUAAUGAGUUCCCACAUGCCAUUGCUAUGCAACAUGCCAACCAACCUGAUGAAACCAUCUUCCAGGCUGAGGCUCAGUAUUUGCAAAUAUAUGCUGUGACUCCCAUUCCAGAGAGUCAAGAGGUCCUGCAGAGAGAGGGUGUUCCAGACAACAUUAAAAGUUUCUACAAAGUGAAUCAUAUCUGGAAAUUCCGCUAUGACAGACCAUUUCACAAAGGCACAAAAGACAAAGAGAAUGAAUUCAAGAGUCUCUGGGUGGAAAGAACAUCAUUAUACUUGGUGCAGAGUUUGCCUGGAAUUUCUCGCUGGUUUGAAGUGGAAAAGCGUGAGGUGAUAGAAAUGAGUCCUCUGGAAAAUGCAAUUGAAGUACUAGAAAAUAAGAAUCAGCAGCUUAAGACUCUGAUAAGUCAGUGUCAAACCAGACAGAUGCAGAAUAUUAAUCCUCUGACCAUGUGCCUGAAUGGAGUUAUAGAUGCUGCAGUUAAUGGUGGUGUUUCCAGAUAUCAAGAGGCAUUCUUUGUCAAAGAAUACAUCUUAAGUCACCCUGAAGAUGGAGAGAAAAUCACACGGUUAAGAGAACUGAUGCUGGAGCAGGCACAGAUUUUGGAAUUUGGUUUGGCUGUUCAUGAGAAGUUUGUACCUCAAGAUAUGAGACCCCUUCACAAAAAACUGGUGGACCAGUUCUUUGUCAUGAAGUCAAGUUUAGGAAUCCAGGAGUUCUCUGCUUGUAUACAAGCCAGUCCAGUCCAUUUUCCUAAUGGAAGCCCUCGAGUAUGUCGAAACUCAGCACCUGCUUCUAUGAGCCCAGAUGGUACCAGGGUAAUUCCUAGACGCAGCCCAUUAAGUUACCCAGCUGUCAACCGAUAUUCUUCCUCCUCACUGUCCUCACAAGCUUCUGCUGAAGUAAGCAAUAUUACAGGGCAAUCAGAAAGCUCUGAUGAAGUCUUUAACAUGCAGCCCAGUCCGUCUACCUCAAGCUUGAGUUCUACUCACUCUGCUUCGCCUAAUGUGACAAGUUCUGCUCCAUCAAGUGCCAGAGCUUCUCCCUUGUUGUCUGACAAACACAAACAUUCCAGAGAAAACUCUUGCUUGUCCCCAAGAGAGAGACCAUGUAGUGCCAUUUAUCCAACACCUGUGGAGCCUUCUCAGAGGCUGCUGUUUAAUCAUAUUGGAGAGGGGGCCUUGCCACGCAGUGACCCAAAUCUUUCUGCACCAGAGAAAGCUGUGAAUCCUACCCCUAGCAGCUGGAGCCUGGACAGUGGUAAAGAAGCCAAGAACAUGUCGGAUAGUGGGAAACUUAUCUCUCCCCCUGUCCCUCCAAGACCCACACAGACUGCUUCACCAGCAAGACACACAACAGCAGUGUCCCCCUCACCAGCGGGAAGAUCGCCAAUGAAGCAGGGCUCUGUGCAGUCUUUCACCCCAUCUCCAGUGGAGUAUCACUCUCCAGGACUGAUCUCAAAUUCUCCGGUCUUGUCGGGCAGCUACAGCAGUGGCAUUUCUUCUCUCAGCCGGUGUAGCACUUCGGAAACCUCAGGAUUUGAGAAUCAGGUGAAUGAACAGUCAGCACCACCAGUGGUACCAGGACCCAGCUACAGUGCUCCAGAGGAGCCGGUGCGCAAGGAGAGUAAAACGCCACCACCCUACAGUGUCUAUGAGCGGACUCUGAGGCGCCCUGUCCCGCUACCUCACAGCCUUUCCAUUCCUGUCACUUCCGAGCCCCCCGCCUUGCCCCCCAAGCCCUUGGCAACAAGACCCAGCCACCUGGAGAAUGGGACCAGAAGGACUGACCCUGCUCCGCGGCCCAGGCCCCUGCCUCGGAAAGUCUCUCAAUUAUAAGUCACUUUUGUAUUCACCCGCGAUGGAUUUUUUGCCCCAUUUUAAAAGAGAAUAAGUCUGAUGGGAAGACAUUUAGUGUAGGCACUUUAAUAAAUUACUCAGAUUUGUCUUUUAAGUGAAUGGAAUUAAAAACUCGCUUAUUAAUACGAUGUUGCACAAUAUUAAGUUACUGAUCUGAAACGCCAGGUGUUACAUGAAAUAUGGCUGAAUUUCAUUAAACUUUCUCAUUUGCAAGUGGUAAAUAGUGAUAAAGACUUUUGUAUCUUUUUAGGUUCACUUUUUUUAUAUAUAUAGUUUAACCUUAAAACCAAUACAAUACUGUCGUUUUUACUGAAUACUUGAUACUCUGAGAAAGCUUAUUAAGUCAGUGCACAUCCUAACAAUGACCCUGGCUUUAGAAGACUUCUAUAAGUAGAGAUUUCUGACUCUUUCCAUGAGCAGGCCGAUCAAUGCACACCAUCAGAACUGAAAGUUAAAGCAGGUCAGUUAGGCACUACACAUAAGGGGUUCAAAGGAUUAGGAAUGGGAGUUGUUUUGUUCUGGAAACAAAAUACUUGAUUUAUUUAUGGCAUUUGACAGUUGUCUACAUUCUUAAGAUUCUGUCAUCUAGUUGGUAAAUCCUUUAGUACCCUGAUACCUUGAUAUCUACUGUAUUUCUUUUCAAGGUGCAAUUAACUUUCAGUGUUCCAAUCAGGUAGAUAAAGCAAAAUACCCCAGGAGAAAUGUUUACUUGAAUUUUGUGCUUCCUUACUUGAUAGUUUCCUCAGCAAAAUUUAUCACUGAAAAAAGAGCAGAUGUUCAUGUAUUAAGUAGGAACAAAUUAAUGGGUCCCAUUAAUAAGAAUUCAGGAAUCAAUACAGGACAGUAUUAAAUCAAUAGCUAAAUGAAGAAAAAGGAAAAAAAAACCUCAGAGACAAUAUAUUGCCAUGAUUAAAUGGCAAAAGGACAUUCAAAUGGCAAGGGCAUUAACUUUCAAUCCUGCACAAAAUUUUUAAAAAUUCCUCAUCACUCCCCAUUCUUACCAGUAGAGUCCUUUUUUCUGAUCUGAUUCUAGUGUUCUUCUUUUUUGAAGGUUUGCUGUAGUAGACUGCCCUCACUUGAAAAUCACAAUACAGCAUCUUACAUUUAGAUAAGGAUGCUAAAGCCACAUUUGUAGGACUAUGAAAAAAAAAAAAAAGCACCUUGUAUGUAGAAAUGUAUUUUGUAUUUUUUUCUUUUACUGACUGUUUAUAACACUCAAUUGACAGUAGACAUGACUGUAUUUUAAACCAUAUUGUUAAAUAUUUUCCCUCUUUUGUUGGGAAGCUCCUUUUAGUUUAACCAUGUUUGUUUUCUGUUGAUAGCUUACCUGGAAGGCAGUGACCACUUUUUUAUAUUCUCUUAAUGAGACCAUUCAGCAGGCAUAAGCUGUUGAGGCUGGUUAUAGAAGUUUUCUAUGAUAAAUGUUAAGUAUUUUUGUACAUAACUAGUUAAUUUUAAUAAGAGAUACCAUUAUGUGUAAAAAAAUGGUAAAAAUAAAAAUAAACAAUUGUGGAUGCAGUAUGAUUGUUAUAAUUAUGCCAAAUACUUUAUGUAUGGGAAAAUAUUUGUACAUAUGUGCUUUUAACAAUAAUUCUGCCAUAUUGACUUUACAAUUUUGAAUGUCAGAAAAUUAAUAUAUGUUAAAAUAUUUAUGUUUAGUGAAAGAAUUCAGAACUGAGAAAAGGAACAUAUGAAUUUUAGCUUUGUAUCUUGCAAGUUUUGCAAUAGGAAAUUUCUUGAACUAGACCUUGCUUUUGAUGAUAACACCUUUGUGUUUGUAAUCACCUACUUAAAACAUAUAUAAAUAUAGGAAGCUCCAUAUUUCUGUUGCUUUAAAGAAGUACAGCCUUCUAUUUAAAUAAGGUGACAUGCAUAAUAUAGCAAAGCUUCUUUGAUUUCCUUUUCCUCUGUAAUUUAAUAGAUUUGUUGAGUAGUGCUUGGGCACAGUAUAAAUCAGUGUCAUUUGCUCUUGAAUCCAUUUUUAAAAAAAUUGACAAUGAACAGUUAAAUUUAUCGUGUGUGUAUUUCCAAAGCAGCUUCCAAAGAGAUUCUGUUAAUUCAGAUGUUCCUGUUGGUUGCUGUUGAGUGGUAAAUAAUAAAUAAAAUUACCUGAUUAAUCUUAA
This is a messenger RNA of Erinaceus europaeus (western European hedgehog), 8417 nucleotides long. RefSeq names its product dedicator of cytokinesis 4 (gene DOCK4). Bases 352 to 6273 code for a protein of 1973 amino acids. Gene Ontology annotation, biological process: small GTPase-mediated signal transduction; cell chemotaxis. NCBI's taxonomy places the organism in Eukaryota, Metazoa, Chordata, Mammalia, Eulipotyphla, Erinaceidae. The record is from RefSeq and is a predicted model, not a curated record. The transcript has 53 exons. Gene Ontology annotation, molecular function: guanyl-nucleotide exchange factor activity; small GTPase binding; GTPase activator activity. Gene Ontology annotation, cellular component: cytoplasm; plasma membrane.